UUCUAUGUUCUAAUGGGAUUAUCGGGGUCAUGCGUUGUAUAUAUAACCUUUGCCGUAACGACAUCACUGCCACGCGUAUAGUUGUUUUGAGACCCAAUGCAUUCAAGUCAAUGGCGGUGCCAGUGAAUACGAUAUUACAGCAACUGUAAUAUGCGCAAAUGCUUGCGACUUGUACGCGCCAGCGGUGCUGGUGUAGACUCCUGCAUUCGUACAUCCAGGUUUGAUCAGGAAACCCUCCUGAGGUUGAUAUCGCUUCCUAGUCGUAGCCGCACGGCCUAUAGCCAUUUUAGGGCUAUCAAGUGUAUACAUUUGGGCAAUCGCAGUGUUGAUAGCACCCUGGGUGCUAAAUCCCAUCUGGUGUCUCCUAUGUUAAAAACUGGUAAUACAUACAGAUAUAAGCACAGCCUCCCAAAACCGCAGUUUAGUGAGGACCCAGCGCAGGCAAAGGCAGAUUCCAUCCAUCUAUGUACUCAUCAAGUUGGCUAUUCCCUGGUAAUACGGCGUAUGUGCGGGUUAUCGAUGCCACCAACAGCGUCACUGAAGGCAUUAAUACUACAUAAAACAGCGAGAGUCUUUCCUAUAGAAUUGAGGUCGAUACUAUACAAGUUUUGUGCAAGUCACAUGGGUGAUAUGAAUCUAGAGGAGCUCAACAUGAUGGGUAAAAUCGUUGACACGGCUCUCCAGUGUAAUGACGCUAGCAUUCUGGGUUACAUCACUGCAAAGCGCCCAGUGGAUGACGCGAUGCUCAGUAUGGCGCCUGUAUGGACAAAGAUAUUGAACUACGUAUGGAAGGACCAUCCUUUGUUGCAAGACCUUAAAGCACACUCUAGUGUGAUGACUGCGGGUACUAUACACUGUCAACAUGUUUCCACAGGGGCGUGAUGUUGUAUAUGCUAGAACGAAGUACAUAUGGCGUCAUUAAUGGAAUCAUUCGAGUUUACGAUGGGAUCUCGACAUGUCUGCAGCCGUUAAAUAUUACUACCGUUACUGGAAUAUGAAUUGGAGACUACAGAAUUAAGUUGUGAACAUGUAUGGCAGGUUUGCCAAGCACGGAAUGCUAUCCAGGUGGCCUGGGUGGAUAGACAGGCUAGCAACGAUGUUGCGGGGAAAUUACAUUCUCGCGUUGAUUGGGGGUUUCAACGAGUUCUUCGCAGUGGUAAAAUAUGAUGUGAAUAAUAAAUUAAUAGAUGUGUGGCUUUAAAAAUAAUUUAAAGGCAGAUUCGGGUGUAAACUUCUGUGUGAGCGACUGGAUUGAUACCGGCUAUAGAUGCUAUAGAAAUUAUAUAACAACCAGUUCACCGAGGAAUCUUGAAUAUCAUGCAGUUAUUGAUACUAUACCGGCUCGAUAUGGCGUGGAAACGGUCGAGCCCGGUC
This is a messenger RNA of Babesia bovis T2Bo, 1374 nucleotides long. RefSeq lists its product as uncharacterized. The record is from RefSeq and is a predicted model, not a curated record. Bases 151 to 882 code for a protein of 243 amino acids. NCBI's taxonomy places the organism in Eukaryota, Apicomplexa, Aconoidasida, Piroplasmida, Babesiidae. The transcript has a single exon.